GCCUGCAGCCCGCUCUGGGCCCACGAGUGCGGCAGCUCCUACUUCACCACGGGAAUGUGUUCCCGCGUCAGCUCCAGCUUCCGCUUCUCCCGCAGCGUGGCUCCGGCUCUGCAGAGGUGCCAGACCUACAUGGACAUCAUCAUCGUUCUGGAUGGAUCCAACAGCAUUUAUCCGUGGGUUGAAGUCCAGCACUUCCUGAUCAAUAUCCUGAAAAAGUUUUACAUCGGUCCCGGCCAGAUCCAGGUGGGAGUUGUCCAGUACGGAGAGGAUGUGGUCCAUGAAUUCCAUCUGAACGACUACAGGUCCGUGCAGGACGUGGUGGCGGCUGCCAGCCACAUCGAGCAGCGAGGGGGCACCGAGACCAGGACCGCCUACGGCAUCGAGUUCGCCCGCUCGGAGGCGUUCCGGAAGGGCGGCCGGAAAGGGGCGAAGCGGGUGAUGAUCGUCAUCACGGACGGGGAAUCCCACGACAGCCCGGACCUGGAGAAGGUGAUCGAGGACAGCGAGAGGGACAACGUCACCAGAUACGCCGUGGCGGUUUUGGGUUAUUACAACAGGAGAGGGAUCAACCCUGAGGCCUUUCUGAACGAGAUCAAAUUCAUCGCCAGCGACCCCGACGACAAACACUUCUUCAACGUCACCGACGAGGCGGCGCUCAAGGACAUCGUGGAUGCUCUGGGAGAAAGGAUUUUCAGCCUGGAAGGAACCAACAAGAAUGAGAUCUCCUUCGGACUGGAAAUGUCCCAGACUGGAUUUUCAUCCCACGUCGUGGAGGACGGGAUCCUGCUGGGAGCAGUGGGAGCCUAUGACUGGAAUGGAGCCGUCCUGAAGGAAACCAGCAGCGGGAAGGUCAUUCCUCUGCGGGAAUCCUACCUGCAGGAAUUCCCGGAGGAGCUGAAAAACCACGGAGCCUACUUAGGUUACACCGUCUCCUCCGUCGUCUCCACCAAGCAUGAGCGGAUUUACGUGGCAGGAGCGCCGCGCUUCAACCACACCGGCAAAGUCAUCCUGUUCACCAUGCACAGCAACAGGAACCUCACCAUCCACCAGGCCCUCAAGGGAGAGCAGAUCGGCUCCUACUACGGCAGUGAGAUCAAUUCCCUGGAUGCCAAUGGCGACGGCGUCACCGACGUCCUGCUGGUGGGAGCGCCCAUGUUCUUCAGCGAGGGCCGCGAGAGGGGCAAGGUCUACGUGUACACCCUGCGGGGGAACCUCUUCGUUCCCAGCGGAGCGCUGGGGGAUCUCCAGAGUUACCAGAAUUCCCGGUUCGGCUCCUGCAUCGCCGCCGUUCCCGACCUCAACCAGGACUCCUACAACGACCUGGUGGUGGGGGCCCCUCUGGAGGACGAGCACCAAGGAGCCAUCUAUGUUUUCCUUGGAUUCCAGGAGACCAUCCUGAGGAAGUACAAGCAGCGGAUCGCGGCCGCCCAGCUGGCUCCGGGCCUGAGCUACUUUGGCUGCAGCAUCCACGGGCAGCUGGAUCUGAACGAGGACGGGCUGGUGGACUUGGCCGUGGGCUCGCUGGGCAACGCCGUGCUGCUCUGGUCCCGCAGCGUGGUCCGGAUCAACGCCAGCCUCCGCUUCGAGCCCUCCAAGAUCAACAUCUUCACCAAGGACUGCAAGCGCAACGGGAAGGAGGCCACGUGCAUGAGAGCCUUCGUCUGCUUCACCGCCCUCUUCCUCUCCCCUCACUUCCAGACCGCCAGCGUGGGGCUCAGGUACAACGCGACCAUCGACGAGCGCCGCUACUCGCCCCGGGCCCACCUGGAUGACGGCGCCGAGCGGGCAAGGGGGCUGGAGCUGCCGGCGGGGCAGGAGCACUGCCACAGCCUCCCCUUCCACGUCCUGGACACGGCAGAUUACGUGAAGCCGGUAACGUUCUCCAUCGACUACGAGCUGGAGCACACUGAGCACGGCCCCAUGCUGGAGGAUGGGUGGCCCACCUCACUCAGGGUCUCUGUCCCCUUCUGGAACGGCUGCAACGAGGACGAGCACUGUGUCCCGGACCUGGUGCUGGAUGCCAGGAGUGACAUUCCCAGUGCCACGUGAGUUGGAGACCCAGAGCAUCCUCCAGGAGUGUCACCAGCUCGGGGGAGGCUCCAAACUCCUGCCCCGAUCCUCAUUCCGUAAAUUCCGGCUGGAUGGAUUCCUUCAUCCAGCAUCACCACCAGGUUCAUCCCAGCCCUCCAUGAGGCGCUCCUUGGAGCUUCUGAGCCUCUCCCCGCUCCCUGCCUGGAAGGAAUCCGUGGUUUUUCGGGGAAUUUGGUGCCAUGGUGAUGAGUUCCAGGGAUACAAAUCAGGAAAUAACAGGGAAUUAACUGCAAGGCUGGCAUGACCCACCUGGCAAUUACGGGCUUGACUCAUGGAAAAAAUUCCACGCUGCAGCUCCGUGGUUAAAGAGCUAUUAAAGGUUAUCCCUGAAUCCACAGGAGCCUCUGGAGCCCCUCUGGAGCCAGGCUG
Molecule: messenger RNA, 2460 nt
Organism: Cyanistes caeruleus (blue tit)
Lineage: Eukaryota; Metazoa; Chordata; Aves; Passeriformes; Paridae
Source: RefSeq, a predicted model, not a curated record